AUGGAUCAGAAGAGUCCUGGCAUUUUGCCCUCUCUCUUGUUGCACAACAGUCUUUCAUUCAAUUUCAUCACGCUUAUACUGUCUUUGAUCAGCGCGUAUAUUGCAGCAAAACAUGUAUACCUUCUAACUUUGCAUCCUCUUGCAGAGUUUCCAGGGCCAAGGUUGUGUUCAAUCAGCCGAAUCCCAUAUUGGCUGGCCACAAUCCAAGGAAGAGAUGUACAGUGGAUGUAUCAACUCCACAUGAAAUAUGGACCUGUUGUUCGAUUUGGACCAACCGACCUUAGCUAUGCUACAGCACAGGCAUGGAAAGAUAUCCACGGACACAGCAAGGGCAGACUGGAGAACAACAAAGCACCAGAAUUCUCUGUGCAACCUGCCAAUGGUAUGAUAGCUCUACGUGUCCCAAGUAUGUUAAACGCCACUUUCGAGGACCAUGCGCGAGUUCGCCGGCUCUUCUCGCCAGCUUUCUCUGACCGUGCACUUAAAAAGCAAGAACCCCUGUUCAAAGCAUAUGUGGAUAUCCUAUUGACAAAGCUGGUUCAGAUUGCAGACAGCCAGCAACCUGCUGAGUUGACGCAACUCUUUAAUUUCACCACUUUUGACACUAUGGCUCAACUGUGCUUUGGCCAUUCUCUUAGCUUACUAGAGAAGAAUGAGCUCAGCCCUUGGGUUCGUUCUGUUUUUGAGUCACUUAAGAUGUUGCCCUUUGCAUCAAUUAUCGCGUACUACCCCCUACUAGACUCAAUGUUUAAGCGCUAUGAGCCUAGAUGGGUUACAGAGCAACGAAAGAAUCACUGUCAGUACUCAGCUGACCGCGUGAAUCAACGUUUGCAAGAAGGUUCUGAUCAGCCUGACAUCUGGAAUCUUAUUAUCUUGGCACAGGACUCUGAGAACGCCCUUUCGAUAGAGGAGAUGCAUUCCAACGCCGAACUGUUCAUGCUAGCUGGGUCUGAAACCACAGCUACUUUGCUAAGUGGUCUGACAUAUUAUCUGCUCCAGAACACUGAACAAUGCACACGUCUAAAAAACGAAAUUUGUACAAAAUUUCAGUUGCCUGAGCAGAUGACAUUCGACAACCUUGCUCAAUGCAAGUACCUAAACGCUUGUUUGAAAGAAGGUCUCCGAAUCUACCCUCCAGUCCCUAUUGGAAGCCCUCGCGUUGUCCCCACAGGCGGCCAACAGAUCCUUGGGAAAUGGAUACCAGAGGAAACUAGGGUAUCAGUUCAUCACUAUUCCACCUAUCGCUCCCCAGCCAACUUUCAGGAUCCUGACCAAUUUAUCCCAGAGCGGUGGGUGCCUGGAGAAAAUGCCACAUAUGCAAACGACGUGCAUGAUGCUUUGCAGCCAUUUGGAUGGGGCCACCAGAACUGUCUUGGUCAGAAUAUGGCCAUGCAUGAAAUGCGGCUUAUACUUGCUUCAAUUAUGUUAUGCUUCGAUCUGGAGCUCUGCAAAGAGAGCCAGGGCUGGCUGGAACAGAAGUCCUUUGCGCUAUGGAUGAAGAAUCCUUUGUUAUGCAAGGUCAAAGCUCGUCGUACGGGGGAGGUUGUGGGAUGA
Messenger RNA from Didymella exigua CBS 183.55, 1554 nucleotides. Its product is annotated as cytochrome P450. Bases 1 to 1554 code for a protein of 517 amino acids. NCBI's taxonomy places the organism in Eukaryota, Fungi, Ascomycota, Dothideomycetes, Pleosporales, Didymellaceae. The transcript has 4 exons. The record is from RefSeq and is a predicted model, not a curated record. Gene Ontology annotation, molecular function: heme binding; monooxygenase activity; oxidoreductase activity, acting on paired donors, with incorporation or reduction of molecular oxygen.